CAUCAUCACCACCACCACUCCUCCUCCAUCACCACCACCACCAUGAGCUUCCGCAUCGCAGCUCAACGCUCCGCCGCCCUUCGCAGCGCUGUCGCCCGCCCGGCAACCGCUGCCCCGGCCAGCGCUGCCUUCUCGACGACUUCGCGCACCCUCCAAGCUGCGCAGAAGCCUGAGCCCUCUGAGCGUGCCGCCUCGAUCAUCGACUCUCUUCCUGGCAACUCCCUCAUCUCCAAGGCUGGUAUCGUCACCCUCGGCACUGGUCUGUCCGCCGUCGCUAUCUCAAAGGAACUCUACGUCGCAAACGAGGAGACGGUCAUUGCUGGUGGUUUCUUGAUCUUCGCUGUCCUUGUCGGCAGGAUGAUCGCCAAGCCCUACGGCGAGUGGGCUGACGGAGCCUCCGGCAAGAUCCGCGACGUCCUCCUUGGCGCCCGCAAGGACCACACCGAGGCUGUCCAGGCUCGCAUCGACUCCGUCGAGCAGCAGAAGGACGUUUCGGCUCACACUUCCGCCCUCUUUGCUCUUGCCAAGGAAACUGCCCAAAACGAGUCCGUCGCUUUUGAGCUGAAGCAGCGCACCGAGCUCGCCUCCGAGGUCAAGGCCGUCCUUGACUCGUGGGUCAGGUAUGAGGGACAGCAGCGCGAGGAGGAGCAGCGUCAGCUUGCUCGCUCCGUCAUCGAGAAGGUCACUGCCAGCCUCAGGGACGAGAAGACCCAGAAGCAGAUCCUUGAUGACGCUGUUGCUGAGAUUGAGGGGCUCGUCAAGAGCAAGGCAAUCUAAGGAGAAGAGAUGGACGGAUAUAUGCAUGCGCAUGGUGGAGAAGAGGAGGGUGGUAGGAAGCAGCAGUGAAGGGAGAAUGGUAUGCUGCUAUGACGGUAGCGGCAAGCUGAGCGUGGUGAAGGGGUUGUUUCCCACCACAUCUUCUAGCCAUGGGAUAUCAAGCAGCGGCUAGAUGAAUAUUGAUCCACGAUCACACGCACGUAGCCGCCUCAGUCGCAGAGCAGUACAGAUCGCGUUGCACCCCUGCGGCCACGAGCGGGGCACAAAGCCUGGCCAACUUCCUUCGUUCUGAUCGCAGCAGACACUCGCACCUUGCAAGAUGCAACGUGGAUGAAG
Jaminaea rosea is the source of this 1113-nucleotide messenger RNA. Its product is annotated as putative H+-transporting two-sector ATPase chain b precursor, mitochondrial. Gene Ontology annotation, biological process: proton motive force-driven ATP synthesis. The record is from RefSeq and is a predicted model, not a curated record. The coding region runs from base 43 to 777 and encodes 244 amino acids. The transcript has 3 exons. NCBI's taxonomy places the organism in Eukaryota, Fungi, Basidiomycota, Exobasidiomycetes, Microstromatales. Gene Ontology annotation, molecular function: proton transmembrane transporter activity.